GAGAUGAGGUCUGGGAAUGAGGAGAAUUUGGUUGAUUUCUUUAAAGAAGUCAGGUGGUCAAAGAAAAAUGACAAAUUUGUGACUCCCAUGACGGAAGAGAAAUAUAAUGAGAUGGCAGCAAAAAUGGCAAAGCUGGAGCCUGAGAAGCGAACUAAGGAGGCUGCUGCAACAAUAUUUAAGGAAGUUUUGGGCCACAGGCCAGGGUAUGUACGGGGUCUUGGCGAGAUGGUUAUUCCCGAGUCAUCUAGACAAUCAACUAAUGCUCGAAUAGUAGAAUUAACUGAACGUGCAGAAAGAAGUGAGAAAGAAACUGCACAUUAUAAGACUUUACAUGAUGACUUACGAGCGAAUGUCAUGUUAUUAAUGGAGAAACAAGACAAGUACGACAAGUUUUUGGAGAGAUAUGAGUUAGAGAGGCAGACCCAGGGAGAGUCUCAUAAAGAGACUCAGGGACCUGCAUAGCCAGUUACUAAA
Messenger RNA from Juglans regia (Persian walnut), 474 nucleotides. RefSeq lists its product as uncharacterized. The coding region runs from base 4 to 462 and encodes 152 amino acids. Lineage: Eukaryota; Viridiplantae; Streptophyta; Magnoliopsida; Fagales; Juglandaceae. The transcript has 3 exons. The record is from RefSeq and is a predicted model, not a curated record.